AUGAUUCUUAAUAUUGGAUGGCUAUUUAUAUGGGAUCGAGGAUACUUUGGUUGGUCAUUACUCGUCAUUUUCUUCAUAAAACUAGAUAUUUGGCUUGUACGAAUAUUAGUUCAUAAUGGUUUAGCUAUUUAUGGUACAUGGCUUUAUCUUGCAACAUUACUUAAUUUAACUAUUUGGAUUUCACAAAUAUAUAAUAAAAAUGCUCAAUCAAUAACUGAUGCAUCGACUGCAGCGCUUACUUUUGUACUUGUUGGAAUUAUAGUUUAUUUUGUUUGUGAAAAUUUUAUAUUUUAUUCUUCAAUGGCAUAUACAUUUGUACCAUGGUUNCCUCGUGAAAUUCUACAUCUAGUAGAUCAUGAACCAACCAAAACUAGCGAGGGCCCAAAAAUGACCCUUAUACGCCCCCAUCCUUUCGAUGAAUCUUUCUCAUAA
This is a messenger RNA of Rotaria sp. Silwood2, 432 nucleotides long. The record is from the annotation of a GenBank genome assembly. Lineage: Eukaryota; Metazoa; Rotifera; Eurotatoria; Philodinida; Philodinidae.